Messenger RNA from Erigeron canadensis, 979 nucleotides. Its product is annotated as LOB domain-containing protein 33-like. Gene Ontology annotation, biological process: positive regulation of DNA-templated transcription; hormone-mediated signaling pathway. Gene Ontology annotation, cellular component: nucleus. Bases 191 to 817 code for a protein of 208 amino acids. The record is from RefSeq and is a predicted model, not a curated record. Lineage: Eukaryota; Viridiplantae; Streptophyta; Magnoliopsida; Asterales; Asteraceae. The transcript has 3 exons.
UAAAGACAAAUAUUCUAACCAUUUAAUCCAAGUUGGUUUGUUGGAAGUCCUUUAGAUAUGUAAAAAGAAUAUAAGCCCAAAAGUUCAAUUUAAUCAAAAAAAAAAAAAAAAAACUGAAAUGGCGAAACAUGAGUCUGCUCAUCGCCUCUUCCAUUGAUCGACUCCACUACUACUGCGGUGGUCUGCUACUAUGCCGCCGGGAACGAGCUUUUCGUGUGGAGCAUGCAAGUUUCUUAGAAGAAAGUGUACCAGUGAAUGUGCCUUCACUCCAUACUUUAGCUACAGCCAAGGAGCAGAUCAUUUUGCAGCCGUUCACAAGGUUUUCGGUGCCAGCAAUGUUUCCAAACUAUUAAUGAAACUCCCGUUGAAAAAUAGAAGUGAAGCUGCAUUCAGUAUAUCUUAUGAAGCUUUGGCUCGAAUGCAUGAUCCUAUUUAUGGAUGUGUAGCUCAAAUCAUUACUCUUGAAGAACAGGUGGCGAGCUUACAAGAGGAAAUAGAUCAGCUAGGAACUUAUCUGGCUUAUGCUUCAUUCGGCCAGUCAGAUUAUAUAAGUUUACAAGAAAUUCAUGAUCCAAAUACUGCGUUGCCGUUCUACUUUCAGCUUAGUGAUACAGACAUCCUUGAUCAACAAACCCCACCAUUGUCGUCUGAACUCCAAGCUUCCUGUUUCUUGCAUGGUUCGGAAUGCCAAAUCGCUCACUCUUGCAAUUUUCUGGAUCAGCCAGUGACGGGAAACGAUUGUGCUGUCUUAAACACAGAGUACCAAAGCUUGAAAUUCCAUGAAGUGUACCUCAGUGAAUCUAAUUUAUUAGCUUAAUGGUAAGAACAAUUUACCUUUAUGUAUAAACUAGUUGUAAGUUCAUCUUAUUCUGCAGAUUAUAUAUGCAAACAACUUGUAAGAUAACUUUAAAAACUUGUUUUGUCAGGAUUGCAAGCAGAAGUUGAUAUAAGAAAAAAAUGCCUAAUAUCUUUGUAUAGA